This is a messenger RNA of Cooperia oncophora, 201 nucleotides long. The record is from the annotation of a GenBank genome assembly. NCBI's taxonomy places the organism in Eukaryota, Metazoa, Nematoda, Chromadorea, Rhabditida, Trichostrongylidae.
AUGAGAAGGCAUCCAGCGAAGAGGGUGUGUUUCCCGGGUGGAAUGCGUGACGCUGAUGAGAAUCUACAGGAGACUGCUAUCCGAGAAGCAGAAGAGAGUGCAAAACGGCUUCCGGAAUUGCCAGUUUACGACGACGGAACAAAGACUGCUUCCGAACUGGUCCUCACAAAGAUCACUGUGGCAGUUCUCAGCCGAUAUUGA